AUGAGCACUGGCACUGUGUCCUACGAUUCUCGGCCGCCACAUGUUCAUUUCAUCGACAAACUCAAUGCUGCUUAUGAGGUAGAUUUAUAUUGUGUUAGGGGGACAGAAUUAAGUGAACGGCUUAAUAUGUUAUAGUAGGUCUCAAGUUCUUCAUAAUUGACUUGAAUGAGAAAGUUCGCCUAGGCUAGCCCCGGCAAGGAUUAGGCAGGCAGAUGUGACUAAAAGCCCUCGACAGAGGCCGGCUUGCCACAGGUGGCUGAAGGGUUGGUGCCUAACUCAAGGUUUCAGGGGCCUAUCUUAGGUCUUACAACGAAAGAUUUUAUUUGCAAAAAAUACCCUUAAUUUUAAGUUUUUUUACUUUUCAGGCCAAGCAAGACUUCCGGGAUCAAUCGAUCAAAGAGACAGAAGUCCAGAUUCUAUUAGUUGGGAAUCAGCCAUACUGUAAGGAGAUCGGCCCAACCGCCUUGAAAGUGAUUAAUCGUCGACGAACCAAGGAAUGUUGUACUAGAAAGUUCAAAACCGACUGCGCGGACAAAGAUGGGUCCUUGAUGUGUGAGGUAGGGGAAUAUUGUAGUAGGGUUUAGUACUUUUUAUAUUACAGUAGCUACAGUGAGUACUAUAUACACAAUUUUGGUCUAAAAUAGAGUAGAGUAAGGUAGGGUAGGGUAGGGUAGGGUAGGGUAGGGUAGGGUAGGGUAGGGUAGGGUAGGGUGGGGUAGGGUAGGGUAGAGUAGAGUAGAGUAAAAUGAUAUAAAAUAUUGUUUUAUAAUAGUUGAUCGAUGACGCAUUUUCGAGAAUCUUGAGCAAGCAGAACAAGCACAAUUUGCCAUUGAGGAUUCAUAUUGGAAACCGAAGAACUCCGACCGCUCCAAGAACUAUUGAGUUCACUAGCGUUGCCGAAGGCUAUUCUAGUACUAGCAGCGAAAGCUUUGAUACUGUAAGGGUUUUUGACAUUUUCUAACUUUAAACUUUGUUUUUUGGUCCGAAAGUUCAUGGAAAUUACUUUUUAUUUAAAUUUUUUGAGGUUUUAGGCCUAAAAAUUAGAAAAUCAUCCAUGAAAUCAUCUUUUUUACAAUGUAAAAAGGUUUUUAUAACCUUUCAGCCCAUUUAUUGUAAUUUAUUUUUGUAAAAGUUAACGUCUUAGUACUUUAAUAUCAUAGUUAAAAACUGUAGUCAACUUUACAGUAAAUAACACAAAGUUGCAGUAUAUUGCCCAUUCUUUAGGUAGACGAAACUCCAUUGGUGGAACAAGGCCUCAGUGAACAAAACCUUGAAGAUGAGGGUGCAGCUCGUAGAAAGAAGGUGGGUACUGUUCCUAUUUUGUAAUAAAUAUAUCACGGUGGAACCGCUGUAUAACGAAUUCCUCGGGGAUUUUAAAUUUAUGCUUUAUGAAUUAGUUUCAUUAUACACGAGUUUUAAAUGCACUGUGUAUUGAUAGACCGGGAUGUAAAAGUUACUCGUUAUACAGAAACAUUAUCAUAGAGGAGUUUGUUAUACAGAAGUUGUCGUUCGUUGUGGGGCCAAAGCUAAACCCUGUAACUUUUAUUCAAACCCAGCCUUAGGGCCUUUCCAUUUUUUUUAAAUUUGCUUCGGCCCGGCCUCUAAUAAUAAUUUUUCUUUUUUUUUCAGUUAUUCCCUGAAGCACCAUACGAAAACCGAUCAGCUCCACCGCUUCACAAUGCAUCGGAAAUCGAGAAGAGAUUGCAGAAAAUCGGGAAAAAGUGCUGA
Bursaphelenchus okinawaensis is the source of this 1728-nucleotide messenger RNA. Lineage: Eukaryota; Metazoa; Nematoda; Chromadorea; Rhabditida; Aphelenchoididae. The record is from the annotation of a GenBank genome assembly.